AUGGCUUUCUCUGUGCAGACCACUUUGUUCAUCUCUGCCACACUAUGUAUCCUGCAACAUGGGUUUGGAUAUCCACUUUCUGAACAGUCCGAAGCAUCCAAAAAUCGAUCUAUUUUCAAACGGGUUCGGAGCAAACGCUGCUCCUGUAACAGCUGGUUGGACAAGGAAUGUAUUUAUUUCUGCCAUUUGGACAUCAUCUGGAUCAACACACCAAGUAAAAUCACCCCCUACGGUCUGGGAAGUAAUAUAUCCCGCCGUCGCCGUUCAUUGGGUCGCUGUGAAUGUGCAACCCCAGCUGACCGCACCUGCUCCAGUUUCUGCAACACCAGUUCAGAUAUGGUUAUCAUGACCCAACUUAAUGGCCGUUCAAAUGACAUGGACAGGAAGAAUGACCUACUUUCAUCUCUAAGGAAGGCGGCUAAAGAAAACCUCAUGAUGACAUCACGUUCUGUGUUACUGAAAAAGAAACUCAGAGCCAAGAAUCUCUUGAUCAGUUAG
Messenger RNA from Paramisgurnus dabryanus, 498 nucleotides. RefSeq names its product endothelin 2 (gene edn2). Gene Ontology annotation, biological process: regulation of systemic arterial blood pressure by endothelin; vein smooth muscle contraction; intracellular calcium ion homeostasis. The record is from RefSeq and is a predicted model, not a curated record. Gene Ontology annotation, cellular component: extracellular region. Lineage: Eukaryota; Metazoa; Chordata; Actinopteri; Cypriniformes; Cobitidae. Gene Ontology annotation, molecular function: endothelin B receptor binding; hormone activity.